Messenger RNA from Epinephelus fuscoguttatus (brown-marbled grouper), 3893 nucleotides. Its product is annotated as terminal nucleotidyltransferase 5A-like. Bases 700 to 1941 code for a protein of 413 amino acids. NCBI's taxonomy places the organism in Eukaryota, Metazoa, Chordata, Actinopteri, Perciformes, Serranidae. The record is from RefSeq and is a predicted model, not a curated record. Gene Ontology annotation, molecular function: RNA binding; poly(A) RNA polymerase activity. Gene Ontology annotation, biological process: mRNA stabilization. The transcript is spliced from 2 exons.
CAGACGGGAAGCACUUUGUUCACAACUUCUCCAGCAGCUGUGGAGUGGGACCUCUGUGGUGUCACGCAGUACCAACGAGCAACAAACGGCCAAAAUGUAAAGGAAAAGCAGCCGAACACCACUUUGUGAAAGUAGGUGUGCAGUGGAGAGGUGUAGCCGUCUUAAAAAACGAAUGCGUAAAGUUGUUGCGCAGCGGGGACGCGCGAUAAUCUGUGCGUAAAAGUCAGUCAAAGAAGACAGAAGUAAAACUUGUGCGGUGGAUGAGACGUUUGCUCGGCCGCGAUGGAUGCGUCAGUGAGCCUCCGGGACGUGGUGAGAAGCUGACAAAGUGAAGAAGAGUCGUUUCAUUUUCUUUACAGUGGAUGUCUGGUUUCCAGAGUUUGGCGACGGAGCGGAGCGAAACGCGCAGCGGGGCAGCAGAUGCUGGACAGUGACUAAGCCUUACGGCUGGAAAGCUCAUGAAUUGAAUUUGUCUGGGCUGCAGACUUUAUGUAAGAAGUAGGACAGGCAUAACACCGCCCAGUUAGUUCUUUCCGUCAUGCGUAGAGACGCUCGGCCGUCCAGCAUCUCGUUGUUAUGAUCGCCAUCAGCUCUGAACGUUUAAUUCUUCACAAAGUUGCAGCUGACUUAUGCCACUGCUCCAGCAGGAGUUAGUGGAAAGUUUUACCGUUUACAUCCUUCUGUCUACCUCUUCUCAACAUGGACGAGAGUGUUGAGUGUGCGGCGGCCGACAGCUGCUCGGACGGGGAGAGCAUCAACCUCAGCGUGCUCAACUGGGAGCAAGUGCAGCGGCUGGACACCAUCCUCACCGGCUCCAUCCCCAUCCACGGCCGCUGGAGCUUCCCCACUCUGGAGGUGAAGCCGCGGGACAUCGUGAAGGUGGUCCGGAGCCGCAUGGAGGAGAAGCGGAUACAUGUCCGGGAGGUGCGACUGAACGGCUCCGCGGCCAGCUACGUCCUGCACGAGGACAGCGGGCUGGGGUGGAAAGAUCUGGACUUGAUAUUCUGCGCCGAGCUGAAGGGAGAGAUGGAGUUUCAGAUAGUCAAAGAUAUAGUGCUGGACUCUCUGCUGGACUUCUUGCCCGAGGGAGUGAAUAAAGAAAAGAUCACACCAGUGACCUUAAAGGAGGCCUACGUGCAGAAGAUGGUGAAAGUGUGCAACGACUCAGACCGCUGGAGUCUCAUUUCACUCUCCAACAACCGCGGCAAGAACGUGGAGCUGAAGUUCGUGGACUCUCUUAGACGGCAGUUUGAGUUCAGCGUGGACUCCUUCCAGAUCCGCCUGGACUCCCUUCUUCUCUUCUACGAGUGCUCGGAGCACCCCAUGGCUGCCACUUUCCACCCCACAAUCCUCGGGGAGAGUGUCUAUGGCGACUUCCCCACCGCCCUUGAUCACCUGCGCAAGCGCCUCAUCUGCACCAGAAGUCCCGAGGAGAUUCGAGGUGGGGGUUUGCUGAAGUACUGCCACCUGCUGGUGCGGGGUUUCCGCGCAGCCUCAGACGCUGAGAUGAAGCUGUUGCAGCGCUACAUGUGCUCACGCUUCUUCAUAGACUUUCCCGAUGUGAGCGAGCAGAGAAGGAAGCUCGAGUCCUACCUGCAGAAUCACUUUGUAGACCUGGAGGACAGGAAGUACGACUAUCUGGCCACGCUGUACGAGGUGGUGCAGGAGAGCACGGUGUGCCUGAUGGGCCACGAGAGGCGUCAGACGCUCAGCCUCAUUUCAUCGCUGGCGCUGCGGGUCCUGGCCGAACAGAACGCCAUCCCCAACGCCGCCAAUGUCACCUGCUUCUACCAGCCGGCUCCUUAUGUCUCAGAUGGCAACUUCAGCAACUAUUACGUAGCGCAGGUUCAGCCUAUGUACCCUUGUCCUCCCUCCCCUCCUCAGCAGUACAUCCCCCCUCAGCACCAUCCCAUGUACGCCACCUGGUUGCCCUGUAACUAACCUUUCUGUACGUCCAUGCGCUUUUGUGUAACUGGUGGAACCUCCUUAAAAGGGAUGGAUCCUUUUUAUCUCUUCUCCUUGAGAUGGGAAAUUGAGGGAAAUGAGAGAAGGAAGAACAUGGGACAAAAUUAGACAGAUAAAAGACGAGAAUAAAGGAAGGAAGGGAAAUGAGGACAAGGAAGUUGGAUCACGGCCGUGGGCCAGAGAAAGGCUUCUCCCAGGGGUAGAGUGUCACAGCAGGAGGAGCUGAGCACACAGGGAGAGACGCCAAUAAGAGCAGCUGACCUUUCACUUACAGGGUUCUCACAUCAAGACCUGAUCGACCCUCGUCGAUCAGGUCGACGACAGCCUGGAUAUGAUCAUAUUUUAAGGAACUCACAUUUGAAGUAAUGAACAUGUAUGAUAUCGGCAUCCUCUUCGCAUUAACAACCAAAACAAACUCACACACAGCCGCAGAGAGUAACGGAGGACACACAUGAUGUACUGAAGGUAUUGAUUUAUGGUCAAACAACAACUGCAACCUUCUGACCUUUUCCAUGUGCUUGCACAGGACUCUUUUUCACAGACAAUGCAAAAUGAGGAACUGGAUACUGUUUACAAAUCCAAAGAUCUACUUUGAUACUCAACGUUAUCUGAAUUCUGAAACACACACACACACACACACACACACACACACACAAAACAAAAAAAACAACAGAACAAUGCAUGCUUUAUUUCUGUACAGGAAUAAUUUUCUUUAAGUGCCUAGAAAGAGCCUAAAGGGAAAAGAUAUUUUUGUGAUUCUUUAUCGUAGAGUUGAGUCGUCUAAUUGUCUCAUUGAUCUUCAAGGUGAUAAUGAAUGUACUAUGGCACAGAGAGGUUACCUACGCUGAGUGAGGUCUCUUACACUGAGGGAGGCUUUCAAACAACUGUUUUUAUUUUGACAAUGUUUAGUUCGAGACUCUGCUGUUAUCUGCGGUCCUGCUCGCUGAACACACAUCCUGAUUACCAAAGAGGAAGUAGCAACAUAAUCUCAUCAUCUGCUCUUAUCUGCAGUUUUAUUGGAUUGCAAAAUAAGGUGCACAACUUGAAAACCCAAAAGCUGUUUAUCAAAGCAAGGAGAUAAUGAAGUUAUCUGUUGGGGGGUGAAAUCCUACAUAAAAAAUGUAUUUGAAUAUGUAAAGGUUUUACCCAUAAUGCAUUUCAAACUACAGUUUCAUCACAUGUAGGCCCAUAUCAAAAUGCAUGUGAGCAACAUGUUGAAGUGUUCUUGUACACUUUGGUAGAUGCAAAAUGCAUUUUAAUGGACAGAUUUCAAAUAUAAAACUUAAUCUUACUUAAAGGUCCAGUGUGAAGGAUUUAGUGGCCUGUAGCAGGGAGGCAGCAGAACUGAAACAUGUCCCAUGUGACAGAAGUGUAGAACAACUCUUGCCAUCACAAAAAUGUUAAUGACCCUAUCUGAAAUGAGUGUUUGGCAGGGGUUUGGACUCGAGUCACAUGACUUGAGUCACAAAUUUGAUGACUUUAGACUCGACUGGGCAAAAUCAAAAAAGACUUGUAACUUGUGACCUCACUUCACACCAGUGACUCGUGACUUCACUUGGACUUUAGCCUUUUGACUUGAAGAUACUUGGUUCUUUCCAUCAAACUAAUGGGGAAAGAAAAAGUUAAAAACAUUUUUCCAUUCUGAGAUUUUUCUUUUACUCAUAAGGACAACGCACAUUAUUCAAUAUUUCUGUAAAUGUGCCAGUGUUAGCCAGCUGGCUAAUUUUCGAAUGCAGUCCUUUGGCAUGUUUUAAAUCCAAUAAAAUGAUAAUGGUAAAGAUGAGUUAAAUACAACAAUACAGGACGGAAACAUACAAAAAAUCAUAGCUAUUAUGCUAUAAAAGUACAUGUCAGUAUUACAUUUGUUUCUGAUUAAGUUCAGUCAGACACAAAUAUAUGUAUUAUAUAUAUAUAUAUAUAUAUAUAUA